This is a messenger RNA of Emiliania huxleyi CCMP1516, 2789 nucleotides long. RefSeq lists its product as hypothetical. NCBI's taxonomy places the organism in Eukaryota, Haptophyta, Isochrysidales, Noelaerhabdaceae. The transcript is spliced from 16 exons. The annotation marks the transcript as partial. The record is from RefSeq and is a predicted model, not a curated record.
AGCCUGUGAACGCGCGCGGGUUCGUGUCCGCGCUAGCCAGACCACCUGCAGCGCGCGGCGCGGCGAAGGGUCGACGAGCGCCCAUUGCUCUGAUGUCGGUGCCCUCGAACAGCAGCAGCAGCGGUGCCGCGGGCGAGGAGUGGGCCGCGCACCCGACGUUGCUCCACCCUUGCGAGCCCCAACAGGGCACGGCCGCGUCGGCACCUGCAGCUCUGCACGCGGCCCAUCCUCUCGCCAUGCAGAUGCCAGCGUAUGCGUACGCCGCUGGAAUGGCGCAACCGGCGGCUUGCGCUUGCAUGCCCGCCUGCUCCUACCCGCCCGCCCAGCUGCCGCCGGCGUUGCAGAACCAGCUGCAGGCCCGCCUCUCCUGCCCGCCUCUCCUGCGCUGCUCCUGCGGUGCGGCUCAGAUCCACGCUCUCUUGCAACAGCAGCAGCAGCAGCAGCAGCAGCAGCAGCAGCAGCAGCAGCAGCAGCAGCAGCAGCAGCAGCAGCAGCAGCAGCAGCAGCAGGCGCAGGCGCAGGCGCAGGCGCAGGCGCAGGCACAGGCGCAGCAGCAGCAGCAGCAGAUGCAUCAGCAGCAGCAGAUCCAGGCGAUGAUAUCGCAGGCGCAGCACUCGUGCUCCUCGUGCUCCUCUGCACCACCCGGAGGGUCGCAGCAGCAGCAGCAGCAGCAGCAGCAACUUCCGUCGCACCAGCUGCAGCUCAGCUUCGAAGGCGCUGGGGAGGUGCCGCUGCCUCUCGCUCCGGGGGCAGCGUUUGGCGCCGGCGCCGGCGCCGGCGCCCCCGCAAGGCCUCCGUCGCAAAAGUCCCUCGCCGGCGCGCGACGUGUCGAGGCGGGUGCGCAGGCGCUGGCGUCGCUUGCGGGCGGCGGCGCCGACGGCGGCGGUGGCGAGUGGUGGAAUAUCCACGGGAUGUACUACAAGAUCCCCGCGCUGUCGAGCGACAACGGGCUCGAGGAGCCGUUCGGGCCGGCGGCGGCUCCGGCAGCGCCUGCCGCAGCCGCAAAGCCGAAUGGGAACGGGCAGGCGCGCGCGCCGGUGGGCAGGCCGUACCAGGGGCCGAAGGAGCCUCCUCGGCGCGGUAUCGCGGCGGCGCCUUCGCUCAAGCGCGCCCGGUUGGAGGGGUCGGCGGGCGGUUCCAUCGCGGCGGGCGGCGAGGACGGGCCCGAGGACGCGGCGAUGGAGGCGCUGCGCGAGGCGGGCAAGGUGCUCGCCGUGGCCAAGCGCGCCGCGCUCGCCGCCCAGAAGGAGGUGCGGCGCAAGGCGCUCGCUGCGCAGCGUGUCGGCGCGCCGUCGCAGGUGCAGCUGCGUUGCAAGCGGUUGGUGCGCGACAUGCAGGCCAGCGCGCCGGCGCGGGAGGCGGAGCUGGCUGCGCAGCGGCGCGAGGCUGCGCACGCGGCUUGGCGCAGGCAGGCGGCCGCGCGAGCAGAGCCGUCCGCAGCUCAGCGUGCUCUCGAGCGGCUGGUUGCGCUCUGCAGCGAAGAGGCUACCCUCCUCCGUGUCCCUCGCGGCGGCGCAUCGCCGGGAGGCGACCUCGCGGAAGCGGCGGCGGCGGCUUCCUCGCUUCCCGCCUCCAGCAUUGCGGCGGCGGAGCUGCGGCCCCUCCUAUCCUACCGGCUGGGCGCUUGCCACCGCUGGCUGAUGAGGCCUCCGCUGCCGCCUGUUGCCCUCGGCCUGCCUGCAGUCGGCGGAGGCACGCGCGUCGCGGGUCCGCUCAGCGUGACUCCGCUCCGGCCGCUGCUGCACGUACUCGCAGCCACGCCAGUGUGGCUCGCCGCCGCCGCCGCCGAGGAGCGACGCGCCGCAGCCAGGCGGGCGGCCGGUGGCGGAGCGGCCGGGGGCGGGGUGGCGCGAGCCGUGGCGCAGGCGGCGGGUGCAUUGCGCGUGCCAACGGUACUGGAGAGGUUGCGGGCAGAGGUGAGCGCCUCCCUCGAGGCGCCCCUCUGGCCUGGCACGGCGUACACGCCGUGGGCGGCGCUGCUGCCCGCGCCGGCAGCCGGUGGCGAGGGGGCGCUGAAGGCAGCGGCCGCCCUCUUCCUCGCCCUCCGCGCGCCCCUCUCGCUCGUGCUGCCUCGUGCCGUGGCCUCGCCGCCCGCUGCCGCAGUGCCCGAUGCCGCGUGGCAGGGCGGCGCGGUUGGCAAGGCGGCGGCGCUCAUCGUCGCGCUGCCUCGCAUCCACCCAGCGCGCCGCGCCUUUCCACGCACCUCCGUGCCGCCGCUGCCGCCGCACUCGCUGCCGCCGCCGCCGCGUCUCUUCCCGACGACGAGUGCGGCUGCGCUGGUCGGGACGUCCGCCAAGCUGCGCGCGCUCCUCGCGCUCCUCGCCCGCCUCGAGCGGGCGGCGCGCGGGGUUGCGGUGGCCGGGGCCGCCGCCUCGACCUCCGUCGUCCUCCUCUUUGUCCCCCCGCCCGCGAUCCCAAUCGUCGAGCGCGCGGUCCUCAGCCGGCGGCACACCUUGCUCGACCCGCCCGGCUCGCGUCCGCCGCGUGCGACCUUGCCGGGCAGCCGCCUCGCCGUCGCGCUGCUCGCCGUUGGGUCGGACUCGCCGCCGCUGCACCCGCUCUGCGCCGGGGCGAGCGCCGCCAUCUUUUACGACACGUUCGAUGGCGCGCCGCUGCAGCUGCGACGAGUCGGACGCCUCGCGAAGCCGCCCGCCGCCGUCUAUUACCUCGCGCACGCCGCCGGCGCCGGAGCGGGCGGCGCGCACGAGCCAGGCUCGAGGAGGGAGGGCUCGAGAGAGAGGGCUCGGGAGAAGAGGGUUCGUGCGCUCGCCGGCGUGCUGAGGGCUUAG